AUUAAUGGUUGAGCAACAUUUCUCUGCAUUCUUACCCAUCCUUGAUCUCUUUGUUCAUCUCUUUCACUUUCCCUUCAACUCCCUUCAGUCAUUCAAUCUCUACAGGAAUGGGUUUCAAAGCAGUUUAACAACAACAACAAUAAAAUUCCCCCAGGCGUGGAGCGGGGGUUGGAUGCUAGAUUACUUUCAGUUGUGCGGUCUGAUUAAAUCAUUCAAUGCUCCCAUCGGAAAGAAGCACUCUGGAGUUUCUGAUGACCAACUUCCAGGAUGUCCUGUCUGGGGUUGUAUCUGACUCUGCUCUAUGCUGCCGGUUUUCUACUAAACAGUGCCUCAUCACAUGAAGGAGUGUCACUGAAGUGCAACAAAACAGUGACAUUUGUAGCUGGAGAAACGGAGACACUGAACUGCACUGUAACAUAUUCCAAAAUAGAAAACCCAAAGAACUGUAAAUGUGAAAGUUGUUUCUGGAACGACAGAAAUCACAGCGUACCGUGUAGCUGUGGCGGCUUGAUCCAAUACGGUUUGGAUUAUGCGACUUACUAUGUGUUGAUCAACAUCUCAAAUGUCAGGGAAAAUGGAAAUUACAGCGUUAUCAUGAGAACGGACUGCGGUAGGGCUACAUCAUCUCCGAUAAAAGUUAUCAUGCUCGGCAAUGUUGGGCGCCCGGACGGUAUUACCGGCCCCCAUGAUGAUGAAACCAGGCCUGCCAUACUUUGUGGCCUUUUCGUCAUCGUCAUCGUUUCGGGCAUUCUGUAUUUCCUGUUUAGAACGAAAAGAGCCAGACAAAUAAUGAAUAGUAUCAAGAAUAAAAAUAAAACUGAAGACUACAGCGACAUGGACGCUGCACCAGAGAGUCAAGGUCCACUGAUCGCCUAAGGCAUUUUCAAAUUUGUGUGUUCACCAUCUCUGGAUAUGUUAAAAAUAUGUCUUGUUCGUAAGAUUUUCCCUCUACUCUGUCCCAUUUUUCAGAAUUCUGAUUGAUCCACGUACAUAUUGGUUAUAAUAUGCGUAACCCUCAUGUUGUCCUUGGGUCAAAUUUGACCCUUUUUCAAUUAUUGUAUCACAAAAAAAUGGGCCUUUCAGAGGAAGUGCUGAAAAUGUCAACAUUCAAAAUAUCAAAUAACUUUGGAAAAAAAGCCCCCACAACAUUGAAAAAGUUACAAAAAUGACGGAAAAACGGAAAAACACAAGGCAUUCCUUGCUCCAGGACUUUGGAAUGCCACCUACUUUUUUAGACAGGUGUUAAGUAGACCUGUCUGCAUUUUUUCAUUUUUUUAUUUCAACUGUAAUGCUUUUUGAUAUGUAAUUUGUACUGUACGUCUUUUAAUGUCAUUGUAAAGCUCUUUGUAGUUUCAUGUGUAAAAAGUUCAUGAAUAUAUUUUUGAUACAACUUUCUUACUUUUGUUGUAGUGCUCCUCUAUAUGUGUAAACAGACAGAUGUUAAAGGUUGGUUCCCCUUGGAUGUCAUCGGGUAUGUCUUUUCCACCAAGGCAGUUCUGGCGCUGGUUCGGAGUCAAAUAUCUAACCAGUUCUUUGCUUUUCCACACAAAUAAACCUGGUUCUGGGCCAAGACAACAUGUUCCAACUCAGCACCAACUUAGCGCCGGUCUAGAGAAAAGAACCGGUUACGUCAGGUGUUGGGGGAGGGGUUAUCAUGACGUUCGAAAACAAAAACUUCUGACACCAUUGUAUUAAAUUGGAAUCAGACCCAACAGGAUGCGAGUGUUUCUGCGACUUCUUUUUGGAGCCAGUGGCGUCGCCCGCUGGCUGUAAAUUACAUUC
Messenger RNA from Etheostoma spectabile (orangethroat darter), 1782 nucleotides. RefSeq lists its product as uncharacterized. The transcript has 4 exons. NCBI's taxonomy places the organism in Eukaryota, Metazoa, Chordata, Actinopteri, Perciformes, Percidae. The coding region runs from base 268 to 876 and encodes 202 amino acids. The record is from RefSeq and is a predicted model, not a curated record.